CUUGUCCUUUUGAUAUACUGGCCUGUGGCUGUGGUUCUCAAGUUUUUGAAAGCCCUGUCUAUUUUUAGAAAUGAACUGACUUUAGACCACCUAAAAGUCUGGUUGGCUUUAAUUGACAUCAUCUUUUACAUCAUGCUGUUUCUUGUGGAAUUAAAUGUCUUGAGAUGUCAGGUAAGUGCUAAUUUUCCUUGCAAGGCUAGACAAACCUAAUUUUAAAAAUAUUUGUUUGAGCUGAAUUUUAAAAUUCAGCUGAAGUUGCAACUAGUGCAUAUUAUUAUUCUACUCAUCUUGCUAUGCAAUUUUAGUUUUAUUGAAAGAACGACUAGUAUCUCACUUCUGUUGAUUUUUAAUCACAAUUUGCCAAUUAAUGCAAUUAGAUGAACACAGAUAAAUGACUUUCGUUCAUCUUGCUAAGUGAUAUCUCAAUUAAUUUUGAUAACAUUGUACUUAUUUGAACCCAGCGGUACGCAUUCUUCAAGAAUCAUCGCCGCAUGAGGCCAC
This is a messenger RNA of Lymnaea stagnalis (great pond snail), 501 nucleotides long. Lineage: Eukaryota; Metazoa; Mollusca; Gastropoda; Lymnaeidae. The record is from the annotation of a GenBank genome assembly.